AUGGUUAAAAUAAUAGCUUUGGCAUUUUGCGGUCUUUUGGCUGGGGUUUUGGCCGAACCUCCGGUAGGUUACCUUCCACCAUCGCAAAGCUCGCUAGCUUUUGGAUCGUCUUCGGGUGGUUUUGGUAGCGGUAGGGCAUCGUCGUUUCAUUCUCACAGAAGUGGAUCGAAAUCGUUUUCUUACAAUUCGCAACACGAUGGUGGUUUCGGGUCUGGUGCUGCUGGAUUUGGUUCUUUUGUCGGAUCUCCGGCCGUGAGCUCUUUCGGAAGCGGUGGUCAAUCUGGUUUCGGAGUUUCUCAACAAUAUGGAGUUCCAUCUGUUGGUUCUUCUGGAUCCGGUUUUGGUUCUCUUUCAUCUGGAUCAUCUUUUAGAUCCGGUUCGUCAUCUUUUGGAUCUGGUUCAUCUUUUGGUUCUGGUUCUUCUUUUGGUUCUGGAUCUUCCUUUGGUUCUUCUUCUAGAACUUCUUUUGGAUCCGCAGGCGCUGGUGUUGGCAGCGGAUUUGGAGUUUCCACACAGUACGGAGCUCCGGUCGUUGGAAAUUCUGGUUUUGGAGCUUCUGGUUCUUCUUUCAGAAGCUCAGGAGGAUCUUUUGGAUCUGGUUCAUCUUUCGGUUCAUCUUCCCGUUCUUCUUUCGGAUCUGCUGGUUUAGGCAGUGGAUUCGCUGUUUCUCAAAGAUAUGGUGCUCCAAGUGCUGGAGCCGUCGGUGCUGGAUUAGGCGUUUCCGGUUCUGGAUUUGGAAAUUCGGGUGCAUCCUUUGGAUCAAGUUCUUUUGGUUCAUCCUCCCGAUCUUCUUUUGGAUCCGCUGGUUCGAGCAGUGGAUUUGGUGUUUCCCAAAAGUAUGGAGCUCCAUCUGGUGUAUCCAGCAGUUUCGGUUCCUCAUCUGGUUCUGGUUUUGGAGGAUCUGGUUCUGCAUUCGGAAGUUCAGGAACAUCUUUUGGAUCAGGUUCUUCUUUCGGUUCAUCUUCUCGAUCUUCUUUCGGAUCUGCAGGUUUAGGCAGUGGAUUCGGUGUUUCACAAAGAUACGGAACCCCAUCUUUCGGCAGUGCUGGUACUAGUUUCGGAUCUAGAUUUGGAUCAGGAUCUUCCAGUUUGUUUGGCUCCGCUGGUUUUGGUAGUGGAUCAGGUGUUUCCCAAAGGUACGGAACUCCAUCCGCUGGAUUCGGUGUUUCUUCAGGUUCCGGAUUCGGUGGUUCUUCCGGUUCUGGAUUUGGAGCUUCUUCAGGUUCUGGAUUUAGUGGUUCCGCCGGUUCUGGUUUUGGUAGUUCCUCCGGUUCUGGUUUUGGAGCUGCUUCCGGUUCUAGAUUUGGAAGCGGCUUUGGAGUAUCCCAACAAUACGGUGUCCCAGGUUUCGGAAACGGUUUUAGUGCUUCUGCUGACUCAGUAGAGCCCGCCAAUUACGAGUACACUUACGAAGUACAAGCCGCUCAACAAUCCGGCGUUCAAUUCGGACAUCAAGAAGCAAGAGAUAACGAAUCCGCCAAGGGGGCUUAUCACGUACUCCUUCCCGACGGUCGUACCCAAGUCGUAGAGUAUCACGCCGACGAACAAGGAUUCCAACCUCAAAUUCGUUACGAAGGAACUUCCAACGUUCAAUCCAGCGCUGGAGGAUUAGAGGGACCUUAUUAA
Messenger RNA from Pediculus humanus corporis (human body louse), 1626 nucleotides. Its product is annotated as Pupal cuticle protein 20 precursor, putative. Bases 1 to 1626 code for a protein of 541 amino acids. Gene Ontology annotation, cellular component: extracellular matrix. The transcript has 2 exons. The record is from RefSeq and is a predicted model, not a curated record. NCBI's taxonomy places the organism in Eukaryota, Metazoa, Arthropoda, Insecta, Psocodea, Pediculidae.